AUGCUUCCGGGGGCCCCCAUGGCGCUGCAAGCUGCAGCCGCUGCCUCCGACGAGGGCGGGGAGGCCUCCAGCAGCAAUUCGCAGGCGCAGCACCCAGGGGGCCCCCAGGGGGCCCCCCCGGGGGCCCCCCCGCGGGCCCCCCAUGGGGUCCCCCCGGAGGGGCCCCCCGGGGGGCCCCCCGGGGAAGUUAGGGGCCCCUAUUUGCUGCACGUGAGGAUUUACAAGGCGCCGGAAGUGAGUGGGAGUUGGAGUGUACGUACAGCAGCAGCAGCAGCAGCAAAGCUGCGGUUCUUCAACCCCGAGGUGCAGCUGGUGCCGCAGUCGAAGGCCCUGCAGCAGCUGCUGGGCCUCUCGCCAAGCAGCAGCAGCAGCAGCAGCAGCAGCAGCAGGUGGAGGGGCAUGAGCUACGAGGCCAUCUGCGAGCUGUCUGUACACCCCGUGGUAGCAGCACUGGCGCAGCAGCUGCUGCAGGGCUGCUGCUGCUGCUUCCCCACAGAGACAGUUUAUGGGCUGGGAGCUGCUGCAACUUUGCGGAGUUCCAUUUCGAAGAUCUUUUCCAUUAAACAAAGACCUGCUUCCGACCCUCUCAUCUGCCACGUGGUCUCGCAGCAGCAGGCGCUGCAGCAGGUGCUGCUGCUCGACGACCCCUGCAGCAGCAGCAGCAGCAGCAGCAGCAGCGGCAGCAGCAGCCUCGUCAAGGUCUUCCGCUGCCUCACGGACGCCUUUUGGCCGGGGCCCCUCAGCAUCGUGGCGCGGCGGCGGCCGCUGCCCAGCAGUCCCGCAGCAGCAGCAGCAGCCCCAGCAGCAGCAGCAGCAGCAGCAGCAGCAGCAGCAGCAGCAGCAGCAGCGGGGGUCGCGGAGGAGGUGACCGGGGGCUCCGACUGCGUGGCCGUGAGGGCCCCCCACCACCCCCUGGCCCUGGCCCUUCUUGCUGCAGCAGGGGCCCCUGUUGCUGCUCCCUCAGCAAAUCGAUUUGGCCGCAUUUCCCCCACAAGUGCUGCUCACGUGCACAAGCAGUUCCACCUGCAGCACUUCACCUGCAGCAGCAGCAGCAGCAGCAGCGGCGGCGGCGGCGGCAGCAGCAGCGGCGGCGGCAGCGGCAGCAGCGGCGCGGUCCAGCAGCGCGAACGAGACCAGCAGCAGCAGCAGCAGCAGCAGCAGCAGCAGCGGGUCUAUGAGCUGCCAGUGCUAGACGGGGGCGAGUGCUGCUUCGUGGGAAUCGA
Molecule: messenger RNA, 1223 nt
Organism: Eimeria tenella
Lineage: Eukaryota; Apicomplexa; Conoidasida; Eucoccidiorida; Eimeriidae
Product: yrdC domain protein, putative
Exons: 1
Biological process (GO): regulation of translational fidelity
Cellular component (GO): cytoplasm
Molecular function (GO): tRNA binding; nucleotidyltransferase activity; double-stranded RNA binding
Source: RefSeq, a predicted model, not a curated record